Molecule: messenger RNA, 1440 nt
Organism: Ailuropoda melanoleuca (giant panda)
Lineage: Eukaryota; Metazoa; Chordata; Mammalia; Carnivora; Ursidae
Product: zymogen granule membrane protein 16-like
Exons: 5
Coding region: 932-1420 (162 amino acids)
Source: RefSeq, a predicted model, not a curated record
AGGAAGAAGCAGGCUCAUAGUGGAGGAGCCUGAUGUGGGGCUCGAUCCCAUAACGCCAGGAUCACGCCCUGAGCGGAAGGCAGACGCUUAACCGCUGUGCCACCCAGGCGCCCCCAGUCGCCACUUUUAAAAGGCAAACCCCCUCAAGAGCUCCCUUCACCAUCAGGAGGAAUCCAAACUCCUGACCACCGCCUGCCUCCCUCCCAGGCCCUGCACCUGCCAGCUGGCGGCUGCCCGGACCUCCCCACCCCCUGGCUUCCACACUUACCACAGCCCCCCCCUUUUCCUCUGCCCGCCUGCGCACUGCCCCACACGCUCCUGCUCAGGGCUUCCGCACUCGAGCCUUCGCCAGGCCCAGUCUUGCCCCAAACAUCAGUCCUCUCCCCAUCGCUUCAAUCAGGUCUUCGUGAAUGUUACCCGCGGUGGGCGGCCUCCCAGGCAGGGGAGCAGCUUCCCCAGCCCUGCUCCCGCCUGGCUCUGCUCUAUUUCCUCAGGACCUUUCCUGUGCUGACAGUUGUUCCAUUGUCCGCCGGCCCCACCUGGAGCCUGGAGCCAAAGCGGGUACAGGGGGACUCCACUCUCCCUCCAUAGCUGUCUUUCCAGCAUCUGGAACGGUGCUUCCAGCAGACAGAUGCUCCGGAAAUAUGCGGCAUUAAGUUGCUUUGCCAAGAAGGCAGAGAAGACAGGGAGAGAACGUGAGCUGUGCUUGCAACAGCAGAAAGCCCGGGGAGGCUUUGGACUUUCCCUGCAGCUGCUGGCCCUUCAGUUGGUGAACUUUUCUCAAGUUUGUGCUGCCUAUCCUGAGAUCUGGGCCUGAGUGGACCCCACCCCGUGGCCUGUAACCUUCGGGGGAGAGGCAGGAUAAGAAGUUCCAGACCCUGCCUGACAACUGACCCUAAGAGAUGGAUCAUAUUUGCUCAGGAGCCCCAGGAUGUUGACCAUUGCUCUUCUUGCCCUUCUCUGUGCAUCAGCCUCGGCCAAUGCCAUUCAGGCUAGGUCGUCCUCCUACAAUGGAGAGUAUGGAGGUGGUGGAGGACAGAGAUUCUCCCAUUCUACCAACCAGCUGGAAGGCCCCAUCACCGCCAUCCGUAUCCGGUUCAACAGACACUACAUCACAGGUCUCCAGGUACGCUAUGGCAAGGUGUGGAGCGACUACGUGGGCGGCACCGAUGGGGACCUGGCGGAUAUUUUCCUACACCCUGGGGAGUCCGUGAUCCAGGUGUCUGGCAAGUACUACGACUACCUAAGGAAGCUGGUCUUCGUGACCGACAAGGGCCGCUACCUGCCUUUUGGGGAAGACGUAGGCACGAAUUUCAGCGCUGUCCCCUUGUACCCCAACGCUGUGCUGCGGUUCAUCAGUGGCCGCGCCAGUACCCUCAUCCAUGCCAUCGGCCUGCACUGGGGUGCCUACCCCAAAUGACUGCAGCAGCUGCUGAGCCC